This is a messenger RNA of Phanerochaete carnosa HHB-10118-sp, 1738 nucleotides long. RefSeq lists its product as uncharacterized. Lineage: Eukaryota; Fungi; Basidiomycota; Agaricomycetes; Polyporales; Phanerochaetaceae. The record is from RefSeq and is a predicted model, not a curated record. The transcript has 11 exons. Gene Ontology annotation, molecular function: ATP binding; proton-transporting ATPase activity, rotational mechanism. Gene Ontology annotation, cellular component: proton-transporting V-type ATPase, V1 domain. Gene Ontology annotation, biological process: ATP metabolic process; proton transmembrane transport. The coding region runs from base 28 to 1551 and encodes 507 amino acids.
CCAUUCUCUUGCUCUUCUCUGCCCACUAUGGUCGCCAGUCCACGGAUGGGUGACGGAGAGCUCGCUGCCAUCAACGCUGCCGCUGUUACGCGCGAAUACCGCGUCCAGCCCCACCUCGAUUACAGGACAGUCUCUGCGGUUAACGGCCCACUGGUCGUGCUGGACAAUGUUAAAUUCCCUUCCUACAACGAAAUCGUCCAGCUCACGCUUCCAGAUGGUACCAAGCGUGGUGGGCAAGUGCUUGAAGUCCAAGGCAAGAAGGCCAUCGUCCAGGUCUUCGAGGGUACCUCAGGUGUUGACGUGAAAGCUACUCAUGUCGAGUUCACUGGAAGUAGCAUGAAGCUCCCCGUAGCAGAAGACAUGUUGGGCCGCAUAUUCAACGGCUCGGGCCAGCCUAUCGACCAAGGUCCCAAAGUAUUCGCGGAGGACUACCUGGACAUUAACGGCUCGCCCAUCAACCCAUACUCCCGUAUAUAUCCUGAAGAAAUGAUCCAAACCGGUAUCUCUACUAUCGACGUCAUGAACUCCAUUGCUCGUGGACAAAAGAUUCCCAUCUUCUCAGCGGCUGGUCUACCACACAACGAGAUUGCGGCGCAAAUUGUGCGUCAAGCGGGACUUGUCAAGCGUCCAACCAAGGAUGUACACGACGGACAUGAAGAUAACUUCUCCGUCACUGCUCGAUUCUUCAAGCAGGACUUCGAAGAGAACGGUUCACUUGACCGUGUGACGUUGUUCUUGAAUCUGGCAAAUGAUCCUACCAUCGAACGUAUCAUCACGCCCCGCCUCGCGUUGACCACGGCUGAAUACUAUGCAUACCAACUCGAGAAACACGUUCUCGUCAUUCUCACAGACAUGUCCUCAUAUGCAGAUGCCCUCCGUGAGGUCUCGGCCGCUCGAGAGGAAGUCCCUGGACGUCGUGGAUACCCUGGUUACAUGUAUACGGACUUGUCGACUAUCUACGAGCGUGCCGGACGUGUACAGGGCCGCAAUGGUUCCAUUACUCAGAUCCCUAUUCUCACUAUGCCAAACGAUGAUAUUACCCACCCAAUCCCUGAUCUUACAGGUUACAUCACUGAGGGCCAGAUCUUUGUCGACCGUCAGCUGCACAACAGACAGAUCUAUCCACCAAUCAACGUUCUUCCGUCACUGUCUCGAUUGAUGAAGUCAGCCAUUGGUGAGAAGUUGACCAGGAAAGACCAUGGUGAUGUUUCAAACCAACUGUACGCUAAGUAUGCUAUCGGUCGUGAUGCCGCGGCGAUGAAGGCUGUCGUUGGUGAAGAAGCCUUGUCACCAGAGGACAAGCUUGCACUGGAGUUCCUCGACAAGUUUGAGCGUCAAUUCGUCGGUCAAGGUGCGUACGAAGCGCGCAGUGUCAUCGACUCCCUCGACCUUGCAUGGAGUCUGCUGCGCAUCUUCCCAAGGGAACAGCUCAACCGCAUCAACCCCAAGAUCAUCGAGGAGUACUAUGCGCGCAAGCCCGCGAAGAAGCCCGCAGAGGACGCAGCGAAGGCAGACAGUAGCAAGCAGGAAGAGAAAUUGAUCGACGCAUGAAGCACAUGAGGCCCUGUAUUACAGAGUAAUGGACCGGUGGACACUUCCUUAACGACCUGCAACUACUUGUACUUCUUUCUGCAUGAACAGCAGAGAACGCCGCAUGGGUUCUAUGAUAUACAGAUACAACAACCGCCAGGCAGGCUUUCGUUCCGCAGCGUGGAUCGCCUUUCACUCUGCCUUUAAA